AAGGCAGGCCUGGCUGGGCCAGGCUUGGAGGAAGGCUUUGGAACAGGAGCAGGGAACAGCGUAGGCUUGGUUGUACUUGUAUUUCAGUGAUGCCUACCCUUUCGGUGUUCAUGGAUGUGCCCCUAGCCCAGAAGCUAGAAGGCAGCUUGUUAAAGACCUACAAGCAAGACAAUUGUCCUAACAAGAUUUUCCUGGCCUUCAGAGUCUGCAUGACCAGCGAGGGCCAUCCCUGGGUGUCUUCCGUGGUGCCCAAGAUCCGACUGCAGAUCGCGUAUGAUCCCUCUCUGAACUACGAGUAUGUGCCCGUGAAGGGCAUGAAAUCAUUCACUGAGGCCUCCUUGAAGCUCCUCUUUGGAAAGCACAGCCAAGCCAUUGUGGAGAACAGGGUAGGGGGUGUGCACACUGUUGGUGACAAUGGAGCCUUCCAACUUGGGGCCCAGUUCCUCAAAAUCUGGUGUAAGGAUUCUCAAAUAGUUUACAUUAUUUCUUCCCAAAAAGAACCCUAUGGACUCGUCUUCCAGGACAUGGGCUUUACAGUCUGUGAAUACUCCUUCUGGGACUCCAAGCAGCUGUGCGUGGACUCCAACGUGCUCCUCGAUGUGGUGGAGCAGGCCCCACAUGGCUGUAUCUUUGUGAUUGGGAACAUUGGUGACUGCAACUUGACACAAAGUCAGUGGGCAAGGUUGAUGGCCAACAUGAAGAGCAAGCAGAUAUUCCCAUUUUUUGACAUUCCCAAUCAAGGUUUAUCCACUGGGGACUUGGAAGAAGAUACUGGAUUCUUAGAGUACUUUGUGUCUCAAGGCUUUGAGUUCUUCUGCAGCCAGUCUCUGUCCAAGACUUUUGGCAUCUAUGAUGAAGGAGUUGGGAUCCUGGUCGUGGUAGCACUCAACAACCAGCUCCUGCUAUGUGUCCUCUCCCAACUGAUGAAACUCACCCAGGCCCUGUGGCUAAACCCUCCUACUAUGGGGGCUCGCAUUAUCACCUCUGUCCUCUGUAAUCCUGCUCUUCAGGAAGAAUGGAAGCAGAGCCUGAAAGGGCUUGUAGAGAACAUCAUGCUGAUCAAGGAAAAGGUGAAGGAGAAGCUCCGGCUCCUGGGAACCCCUGGUUCCUGGGAUCAUAUCACAGACCAGAAUGGGCCCCAUAGUUAUCUUGGACUCAACUCCCAACAGGUGGAAUACCUGGUCAAGAAAAAGCAUAUCUACCUCCCCAAGAAUGGUCGGAUCAACUUCACCUGUAUCAAUGCCUGCAACAUAGAUUAUAUCACUCAGAGCAUCAAUGAGGCUGUCCUCUCCACCAAGGGCUCAGAGUAGCAGCUGCAGAAAAUUGAUGACUCCCGGUCAGAAUAAAAAGCUUUAGUCUUUGCAAAA
Molecule: messenger RNA, 1367 nt
Organism: Zalophus californianus (California sea lion)
Lineage: Eukaryota; Metazoa; Chordata; Mammalia; Carnivora; Otariidae
Gene: GOT1L1
Product: glutamic-oxaloacetic transaminase 1 like 1
Exons: 9
Coding region: 90-1310 (406 amino acids)
Biological process (GO): L-aspartate biosynthetic process
Cellular component (GO): cytosol
Molecular function (GO): pyridoxal phosphate binding; L-aspartate:2-oxoglutarate transaminase activity
Source: RefSeq, a predicted model, not a curated record